CUGACGCCAGACGGAAUCGCCGGUUCAUCUCCGAGGUCCAACGCCGCCGCGCCCGGUCCUGGGAGCUCUGGGAGGUGCGGGCUCGCCGCAGGAAGUAGGCUGGGCGGCCGCCGUAACUCCCCCUGUUGGUCGGUCCGCCACUCCGCCGCCAAGUUCUUGGUACGCCGCCCUAGCCUCGCUUCUCCGGGAUUCCUGAAGACCCCUUCCUUCAGUUUCUCUUUGUUACCAUCGUAUUGCUGACCUGCCUCACACAGUCCACGAGCUAGCGCUUCUAAUGGAGGAAGAACAAAUAGAGGCGCCGUCCUACAUCCACAUUGAGAGCAACGAUUUCUCCUACAGAAGGCACAAGAGGCAGAAAGAGGAGGACAUAGCUGUUUGCGAGUGCCAGUAUGAUAUCUUGGAUCCAGAGAGUCCAUGUGGAGAUCGGUGCUUGAAUUUCUUGACUAACACGGAGUGCACGCCUGGCUAUUGCCGCUGUGGUGUGUACUGCAAAAACCAGCGGUUUCAAAAAUGUCAAUAUGCUAGGACAAGGCUGGUAAAGACUGAAGGACGUGGAUGGGGUCUUGUGGCAGAUGAGAAUAUAAUGGCUGGUCAAUUUGUUAUCGAAUACUGUGGAGAAGUAAUAUCAUGGAAGGAGGCCAAACGGAGAUCUCAAGCUUAUGAAACCCAAGGUUUAAAGGACGCUUAUAUCAUUUACCUCAAUGCUGAUGAGUCUAUUGAUGCAACAAGAAAAGGGAGUCUUGCCAGAUUUAUCAACCAUUCAUGCCAACCGAAUUGUGAGACAAGGAAAUGGAACGUCCUUGGGGAAGUAAGAGUUGGAAUAUUUGCAAAGCAAGACAUUCCUUUUGGAACAGAAUUAUUGUAUGACUACAACUUUGAGUGGUUUGGUGGUGUGAUGGUACGGUGCCUCUGUGGAGCUGGCAGCUGUUCUGGAUUUCUUGGGGCUAAAUCACGUGGUUUCCAGGAGGCCACGUACCUGUGGGAAGAUGAUGAUGACAGGUUUUCUGUUGAGAAUAUCCCUCUUUAUGAUUCUGCUGAUGACGAACCUACAAGCAUCAAUAAGGAGAUCCUCCUAGGAAAUGAUGGGCCAAUUGCUCCAUAUGUCAACAGCAACACAGUACAGAACACUGAGAACCGUGGGACUGCAAGCACAAAUGAAUUUGCACCAACUAUUGCUGAACAAUUUACUGCAAGCUCAAAUGGAUUAGCACCGAUGGCUGUUGAAGCAUCGGCUGGAAAUUCAAAUGAAUUCACACCCAUGACUAUUGAACCAUUGAAUGCUAUUCCAAUGGUAGCUCAUUUUGUCGAGAAUGGAUUGACUGAAUAUAGUGCACAAGAUGCUCAUGUCGCUCCUCAAAAUUCAGUGCCGGAAGCAGCAAAUCACCAGAACCAAAUUGAAUCACAAAACAACAGCAACCAUUCAGCAUUGGUCCCUGUAAAGUCCAUACCCAAGCGCCGUGGUAGGAAACCUAAACGUGUUCUGCUUAAGCAACUGGAUAUUCCAGAUAUUUGCGAUCGGCUAGCAUCAUCUGUGGCGCGUGAAGAAAUAUUGUACUGUGAGGAAGUGAAGAAUCAGGCUGCUUCUGACAUAGAUGCCCUGUAUGACGAGAUAAGGCCAGCGAUUGAAGAGCAUGAAAGAGAUAGCCAAGACAGUGUGUCCACAAGCCUUGCGGAGCAGUGGAUCGAGGCCAGCUGCUGCAAGUACAAAGCUGAUUUCGAUCUGUAUGCAGCAAUCAUCAAGAAUAUAGCUUCCACGCCACUAAGAUCGAAGGAGGACGUGGCCCCGAGAGAACAAAACGGUGUGAAGUACUUGGAAAACGGAUCAUGAUUUAGCUAGAAGCGUGAAUUCUUAGUGAGCUCGCCCUGAUGUAGGUGAGGUUUUUAGAUUUCUUUUUUUGGUUCGAUUGAUCUUAUUUAGGUAGAGAAACAUUAUAAAGCCACAAUUAAUAAUGUGGAAUGAGUUGAAUACACAACGGGUCUUUAAACUGUUAUUAUCAGAUUUUCAGCUUAGGUUCAUAAACGUUCAAAGUGAGCAUUUAGGGCCUUAAAGGUUCAUUCGAGUUCACUUUACGUCUUGGAACAAACUACUUAUUUUAGGGAUCUAGAUGCUCACUUUGAGAGUCCAUGCACCUUGGUGAGAAUUCGAAAAAUGUUUGAGAACCCA
Setaria italica (foxtail millet) is the source of this 2164-nucleotide messenger RNA. Its product is annotated as histone-lysine N-methyltransferase ASHH1. Gene Ontology annotation, biological process: regulation of DNA-templated transcription. The transcript has 11 exons. Gene Ontology annotation, cellular component: nucleus; chromatin. Gene Ontology annotation, molecular function: protein binding; histone H3K36 methyltransferase activity. The record is from RefSeq and is a predicted model, not a curated record. The coding region runs from base 275 to 1828 and encodes 517 amino acids. NCBI's taxonomy places the organism in Eukaryota, Viridiplantae, Streptophyta, Magnoliopsida, Poales, Poaceae.